GGAACAUGUCUUCAAGGAAAUAAGCUGACUGGGACCCAUUUUGGAUUCAAACAUGGACUGAUCAUAUGUCUCCGCUAAAAUAACUUGCUGGACAGAAAAUGAUCCCCACACACCUCACACCCAUUAACAGAUGAAAUAUGUGCUGACUGAGAAGUAAGCUGCCCCAAGCCUGCCCUGAGGAGUGUGUGCUUGGAGGUGUGUGCUUCUUCACCGCUACUUCUCCAGCUUGAACACACACCUUGGCAGGAUGUCUGUGAAAGAUCGACAGCGUCCGUGGUCUGUGUACAGAGCUUCCACGCUGGACAUCUCCUCUGAGAUGCUUGGCCUGGCACUUGCUGGAAACAGUCAGGACCCAGAUGAGCCCGUGUUGGAGUUUAGCCUCGCCUGCAGUGAGCUGACUACACCGUGUUUGGACCGUAAACCCAACAGCUUUGUGGCUGUGAGCUGUACAACUCCACCUCAAGCCUUCUGGACCAAGCAUGCACAGACGGAGAUCAUCGAGGGCACAAUGAACCCUAACUUCUUAAGCAGUGUGGCCUUCUUCCAGGAUUCCUACAUCAAUCAGCAGACACAGAUCAAACUCUCUGUGUACGAUGUGAAGGACCGCUCACAGGGCACGAUGUAUUUAUUAGGCUCAGCGAUGUUCACAGUGAAAGAACUACUGCAGGACAAGAGCUACACACUCCACCUGCCUCUAAGUUCGGCAGAGAACAUGCACGUGGGGGAUAUCACAGUUAUCGCCUGGCAGCUGGAGGAGAAGAGAGAGCAGCGGGCACCACUAACCCAUCUACCAGACACCAUUAACGGCAGGACAGUCCUCGCUGUCGAUGAGAGUCUGACAGAAUCAAUAGGAAUCCGAGCCAAAUAUGCCUCUUUAAGUAAAGACACCCUCCUGCGAUCAGUGUUUGGAGGAACCAUGUCUCGUAUGUACCGCUUCCCCACCACUGACGGGAAUCACUUACGCAUUCUGGAGCAGAUGGCUGAGAGUGUGCUGUCUCUCAACGUCCCACGACAGUUUGUUAAACUACUGCUGGAAGAGGACUCUGCCAGAGUAUAUGAGCUGGAAGAGUUGGGGGAAUUAUCCCCAUGUUGGGAGAAUCUCCGGCGGCAGAUCGUAACACAGUACCAGAGCGUUAUUCUCACCUAUCAGGAGAUGCUGAAACACCUGCAGGACUACAAGGGCCCCUCAUUCAAAGCAAGCAACCUCAAAGCUGACAAGAAGUUGGAGUUCAUGUCCACUAACCUCCAUAUGCAGAGGAUGAGAGUGCAGGACGACUCUGGGUUUGAUCACACAUAUGAUGUGGUGACGAUCGGUGCUCCAGCAGCUCACUGUCAGGGCUUUAAGAACAGCGGCCUGCGUAAACUCAUCCAGAAAUUUGAGGAGGCCAAGAAACACAUUUAUGAGGAGGAAUGCAGCUCUCUGAGCAGCUCCCAGUCCAUCAUGUACAUCCCUCAGGACAUUGUCCGCGCCAAAGAGAUCAUCUCACACAUCAACACUCUGAAGACUCAGGUCAGCUACUACGCCGAGCGCCUCUCUCGCGCUGCCAAGGAGCGCUCUGCCAACGGCCUGGAGAGAACACUCACAAUACUGGCAGACAAGACACGGCAGCUUGUGACAGUGUGUGACUGUAAGCUACUGGCAUCAGCUGUGCAAGCCCUGAACGCCGCCAGACCAGAGUACAUCGCCUCCAAGAGCUCACCAUCAGCUGAUUCAGAGCAUGUGGUGCUACGCAAUGACCAAGACACACUGCUAGCCAAGUGGAGCAACAACCGCUCAUCCCUGCAUGCGGACUGGCACGAAGAGGAAUGGGAGAAGGUGUGGGUGAACGUGGAUAAGAGUCUGGAGUGCAUCAUCCAGCGGGUGGAUAAACUCUUGCAGAAUGAACGAUUGCGGAGCAGCAGCAGCGAGGACAUGAUGCAGGCCGACCAACAGAGCGCCGUUCCUAAGAAAGGUAACGAGAGGUUUCAGGCGUUCUGGAUCAACCCAGUCUGCACGAAUGAGUGUGCGUCAACAGCUUCACCACGGGAUCAACCAUCUUCAUCCUCACGUUCAUCUUCAUCACUGCCUUCACCUUCAUCCACAUCAUCACUGCCUGCUCUGAACCCUGCAUGUUCCCUUAAUACAGAAACUCAAGCCUAUGCCAGUAGCAGCAGAGAGGAGAGUUACCCAGGUGAGUGGAGUGAGGCUCUGUAUCCCCUGCUAACGACGCUAACGGAAUGUGUGGCAAUGAUGAGCGACAAGGCGAAAAAGUCAAUGGUGUUCCUGCUGAUGCAAGACCGAGCGCCAACCAUAGCCAUGGACCUCAGUGUGCAGUACCGCCGAGACGUGGUCUUCUGCCAAACGCUUACGGCACUUAUUUGUGGCUUUAUUAUUAAACUGAGGAAUUGUCUCCGUAACGACGGCUUCCUGAGGCAGCUAUACACCAUCGGACUGCUCGCUCAGUUUGAAAGUCUACUGAGUACCUACGGAGAGGAGCUAGCCAUGCUUGAGGACAUGAGUGUGGGCGUCAUGGACUUAAGGAACGUAACGUUUAAGGUGACACAGGCUGUGUCAGCAUCCUCUCCAGACAUGCUGCCUGUGAUCACAGGGAACCGCGACGGCUUUAACGUGCGCAUUCCACUGCCAGGGACCAUGUUCGACGCGCUUCCUCGGGAAAUUCAGAACGGCAUGCUGCUGCGAGUACAACCCGUUCACUUCAAUGUGGGCAUCAACGAGCAGCAAACGCUAGCUGAGAAGUUUGGGGACACGUCCUUGCAGGAGAUCAUUAAUUCGGAGAGCCUGGGGCGUCUGAAUUCCUACUAUGAACAGUUCAAGGAGGUGCUUCCAGAUGACUGCCUCCCUCGUUCCCGUAGUCAGACAUGUCUUCCCGAGCUCUUGCGCUUCCUUGGUCAAAAUGUUCAUGCCAGGAAAAAUAAGAACGUUGACAUCCUCUGGCAGGCUGCAGAGAUUUGCCGGCGGCUAAACGGUGUACGUUUUACAAGCUGUAAGAGUGCGAAGGACCGCACGGCCAUGUCUGUCACGCUGGAGCAGUGUCUAAUCCUGCAGCACGAGCAUGGCAUGGCACCUCAGGUCUUCACUCAGGCACUCGACUGCAUGCGGAGCGUUGGUACCCGUGAGGGCGUGACGCAGAAGAACCUGAGCGGCGUGUUGCCCGUGCGGGAAUUGAGACUAGAGCCCAGUCUGCUGUACUCUCUGCCUCUGCUCGCUCUCAGCCCCAACCUGCUCAUCGUCUGGCUCUUCCUCAGCGUCGCCUACCUGCUGGCCAAACUCCGCUGCAGCUGAGCCACUACACUCCCACAGCUCUACACCUUCUUCUUCUUUUUCUCUCUAGCUCUCUCUUUACUUCUUUAUUAUUUUUAAGUUUUUUCCGUUCGUCUGUCAUUUUGUUCUGAUGCUGAGGUUUUUUUAUUUUUAUUUCUCCUUUCUUGUUCUUUCUGUCUUUAUUUAUUUAUUUAUUUGCUUUUUUAAUUUUCAUUACAAGCCAUUUAUUUAUUCAUUCCUUUAUUUGUUUAUUUAUUUGAUCUAGUCAUAACAUCUUUUUAUUUCAAUUUAAUUUCUUUUUUUUUUCUUUUUCUUUUUUUUUAAUAGUAUUUAAAUAUUGCUUUUCUUGCUUGAUUGCCUUCCUCCUUUCCUUUUUUGCUUUCCAAACUUUUCCAUGUUCAGUGGCUACACAUGUGUUUAAAGGUCUCUGUGUCCCUAACAAUGCGUUUCUGCCUUACUUCCUUACUUCCCUAUAUACCUGGGGUGUCCAUCCCAAGAUUUAUAACAUACUGUAUAUACAUACAUGUGUAUAUAGAUAUAUAAGACUUUAUUAAGUAUAAGAUAAUCACACAAAGUGUAAGAAUUUGUUGUUUCGUUUUUUUCCCUGUACAUGCUACAGAUGUGUUGGUUCUAAAGACCAUAUACCAUAGAGACACAGUUUCUUAACCAAGAUCAUAUUUCCUCAGUGAUUUGUGAUUGAAUUUUGACGUCUUCCAUGUGUUUGUAUUUAAAAUGCAAAGCUGUCGGCUUGGCCAGAGCAUUAUCUCCUAUAUACAAAGCCGGUGCACUUUUACAACGACGUUUUAGCAGCAGGUGAAUCUGAUUGUACAUUAGGUCAGGGGAACUUUUACUUAUGCAGUAAAUAUAGCUCGGUAUUUUUAAUAUGAUUAUUUUUUAUUAGCCAAUAAUUUUCGCAAUAUGCCCUUUUUCAUUUGACUUCAAUUUCAAUUAGGUUGCAUUGGUUAACUGAAUACGUCUGUUUAUUAUCCGAGUCUUGUUUUAGAUGAUGCGAACCUAAACGUGUUGCUUUUUCUACUAAGGCAAAUUAUGCAGGAAAUCCUAAGCAGAAUGUAACUUUCUAGUGCCAAAUAUUGUACUAAUUAUGUUGCUUUCUUUGUGCCAUAUUAAUAAUAUUCAGGUCCCAAACGCUUCACAGCUCUUCCUGGGGCUUUCCCAGCUCAUUAUCUUAGAAAUCUCUAUUUUUGCUAUGAUUGCUAUAUUUAUUUCCUCGGCAGCCGCUUUUAGCACGGGAGGAUUAAGGGCCGAGUCAAAGGAGCUUCCUGGCUGUACUGAGAUUUGAAUUCACAACCUUUACUAGCACAGAAGGUUAUCGUAUGAGCUUCCUCAGUCCUGUAUAAUCAAUAUAUUUUCAGUAUUUGUUCGGAGAUGCCAAAUAAAUAUGUUCUGAGAUCUGGAUCAGACCUGGAUUUUUGUAUGCUGCACAAAUAGGGAUGUAUUAAUGCUAUUUUUUCCCCCCAGACAGACUAUGUUUUUGGUUUGUUAUUCACUCGUCGAUAGAGUUACUAAAAUCAGCGCUCACCUACUUCCUAUAAUAUACACAACAGGGGGCAUCAUGGAACUUUUUAUUUAUUGCUGUUGAGAUUUCUACAGCGGUUAGACGGAGACAGCGAGGGGGUUGGACGUGAGCACAAAGAUCAUCAUCAGCGAUCGUGGUCAUUACAAUGAGCCUUGACAUACACUUUCUCUGUCUCGUAGGCACGUUGUUUCAGUGCUCGCUGAAACGAAGUUUAGCAGUGAUGUCGAACGUGCAGAGAAACUGUCAAAUGAGACAAUCACAAGUUCAUUUGUGUUUUCACAAUUCACGGUAUUUCCUUUAAAUGACCAUGCUUGCUGAUACCGAUAAAGGCUCAAUUAAAUUGAUUACUGAAAAAUGUAAAAAUUAAUUGAAAAAUGUGGGGGAAAAUGUAAACAAUUAAAAUAUUUAUUUAAUAAAAUGAUAUUAGGAGCAGGAUAUUAAAUAUAUUAAUACAUUAAUUAUUAAUUAAUAUAUCAAUAUUAAUUUAUUAUUAAUAAAUUGAUAUAUUUUAUUUUAAAUUAUAUAUCUUUUGAAUUUAUAUAUUCCUGUAAAGCUGCUUUGUAACCAUGUUCGUUGUUAACAGCUCUGUAUUAAUUAUAAUGAAUUGAAUUGAAUACUGCUUUGCACAACAAACCUACUGUCUAAACGUUUUGUCAUGUUAAUUGUAAGAUGCUCCAGUUACUCCUAUGGUAUUUUUCACAGUCUAGUAUGAUUGCGUGUGAUGGCUAGACUUUCGUCACAUGUCAAACAUUGGGUCUUGAGUACGAUUUCAUGAGCACGGUUUUGGACCAACACUUGAUUAGCAGUAUUGAUGCAUUCUGAAACAUAAAUGAAUAUUUCUCAACAGCCUGGUCAGGAUUUCUUCAUUUCUAAACAAAACUCUUUCAUCUGACCAAAGUAAUGAAAUCGACUGCUCUGAAUAUCCACAUUUGGUCAUUUGGGAAUCGUUUGGCUUUUUUAAAAGCUUGUGUCUAAAAAUAUGCUUGGCAUAUUUUUCAUAGUGGCUAUUUAUAUACUUAGAGAAAUGUCAGAGAGAGAGAGAGAGAGUUAGUAGGCCUGAUGGAUCCUCAGAAGAGUUUGAUAUAUGAAAAAAGAUAUAAAAAAUUUUCUAUAGGUUUGAUGGAUUUUAUUGUAUCACUUGACUUGGAAUUGAGUUCUGGAUAUUUAUGCUUUAGGUGAGAUUAGACAUCCUAAACUGCAGGACAUCUGUUUAUAUCAUUUAUAUGAUUUGAGGUAUUAAAUAGGUUACUAAAUAGGUCACUAGUUUUCGAUGUGAGACUUUUUUUGGGGACUUUGCACUGCUCUUGUCCUUCUAUAUGAUGCAUGAGGUUGCAGUGUCAUAUCUGUUCACUGGAGUUACACUCCCUCCGUUGUCUUAUUUACAGAAUAGUUUUUUUGCGUGUAUUGCUCUGUUUAUUACGGUUUUUUGGAAUGAAUAAUAAGUUUGUGUGACGCUCGGGGAAUGAUUAGCCUACAUUCACACUAGCAAGUGACAAAGCGACAGAAAAUCAAUUGUUUUCUGUGCGACAGAACUAUGUUUUCAGUGACGAAGCAACAGCGUGACAUUUGAACUGAGAUUUUUUCAAUUCUGUGUGGCACAGUAAAGUAACAAAUCCAGAUGGUUCCUCAGAGCAACUGUGUGACAUGACGUUUCUUCACUCAUAACUUUAGCUCCUAUCUCUCUUUUACAGUUUGAAAACGAAGGUAUAAUAAUGGUUUCAUGUUAUUUUGUCACAUAAAAUGCAUACAAAGUAGUGGAGAUUGAUGGUUGUAUGUAGCUGGUACAGGUAGCUUGUUUUGCUAAUCUGCUAAGGAAGCUAGUUCAGAGCUUAGCUUGUUACAUGUAAACUGAUUUUAACUGAUUUUAACCCUGAUUCGUGCAUUGUUUAAUUUGUUUAACUAGUUUUAUAACUCAUCAGAACUAAAAGAGUAGCGGCUACAAGACGCAAGCUACAAGAGUCAAGAGUUUCGUUUCUUGCUAGUGAGAAUGUCUGUGUUUGUUGUCAUGGAUUUCGCAUGCUAAUAGACUUUCGGGUAGCGCUUGCAUUUAGCUUCCGCUUCCUUGCUUAGAGAAUGUUUACAUUCCUAUUUAUAUUAUUUGCUAAGGAAUAAGCUAUGUUAAACUACCUCUAGAGUUUGAGACAUGACCGUAGAGAACGUGAAGGAUAUAGGCCACUGUGGUGUGAGCUGCUUUUGCGAGAAUCUGAUGACGGUGCAUCUCCAUCUAUGCUUUGCUCUUCCGUAUUAUCUCUACGCUUGUGAGUGAGUAUAGUGGGAUGAGCAGGACUAUUGUUCAGCUGUUUGUUAGCUUGUUUUGUUACGGUUGUGGUAACAGAUGUUCUGUAUGAAGCCACUUUGUCAAAACCAGUCUUAAUUUAUAAUAAGCUAGUCUUAAUUUUUUCACUUAUGUUGUACACAGUCAGCCCACCUUUUAACCUCUUUUUUUUUUUUAAACUUUCUACUGAUAACAAUUGAUUUUCCAAAUACAGCCAGACAAAAAUAUUUAGCAUUGUAACUUAAGUGCAUUUUUUUAUUCUAUUCAAAGUGCAACUGUUUCUCAGUCCAACUCUUUUAUCUAUUGACAAGCAUUGGCUCAGCGGCAUGUCCUGCUUGCUUUUUUUCAAUCCCAUUUUACAGCAUUCUUCCAGCCCCCCAUUUUUACACUGCCUACCCAUAACGCCAUUGUUCUAUAUCCCAUCCUAUCAUACACCUGUGCUUCUUGAUUGUCUUGAGUUUUCUUUGCUCAUGAUCUCUAAACAUGCCCCCUUGUUUUUUCUGUUCUUUUUUUUUUUUUUUUUUGGUGUUCAAUUCCACUUGCUUUCAUAACCCCCAAACCCCCCCCCUUCCUC
Molecule: messenger RNA, 7648 nt
Organism: Hemibagrus wyckioides
Lineage: Eukaryota; Metazoa; Chordata; Actinopteri; Siluriformes; Bagridae
Gene: inpp4ab
Product: inositol polyphosphate-4-phosphatase type I Ab
Exons: 25
Coding region: 248-3283 (1011 amino acids)
Cellular component (GO): cytoplasm
Molecular function (GO): phosphatidylinositol-3,4-bisphosphate 4-phosphatase activity
Source: RefSeq, a predicted model, not a curated record